CUAGAAAUUACUGUGAGCGUCCAUUUUGUCCGGUAUUUUGCGAACAGGGUCAACUCUGAGUAACAUCUGGGUGUAAGCGCAGAGCAUCUUCCUCGACUCAACCAUAGCUGUGUAUCAUUAGUUAGCCAGCGGAUACUCGUCUCAAGUGACUGCUGCCAUGACGGAUGCGGCCAUUUCUUUUGCAAAGGACUUUUUGGCCGGUGGAGUAGCUGCUGCUAUAUCUAAAACAGCAGUAGCACCAAUUGAAAGAGUGAAAUUACUGCUGCAGGUCCAACAUGCCAGCAAACAGAUUAGUGCAGACAAACAGUACAAAGGCAUCGUCGACUGUAUUGUGAGGAUCCCCAAGGAGCAGGGUUUUGCCUCCUUUUGGCGUGGUAACCUGGCCAAUGUCAUCCGGUACUUCCCCACACAGGCCCUCAACUUCGCCUUCAAGGACAAGUACAAACAGAUCUUCCUGGGCGGCGUGGACAAGCACACCCAGUUCUGGCGCUACUUUGCUGGCAACUUGGCAUCAGGGGGUGCCGCCGGGGCUACCUCUCUCUGCUUUGUCUACCCUCUAGAUUUUGCCCGAACCCGUCUGGCUGCGGAUGUGGGAAAAGCAGGUUCCACCCGGGAGUUCACGGGGCUGGGUGACUGCCUAGCCAAGAUCUUCAAGUCAGAUGGUCUCAGAGGCCUCUACCAGGGCUUCAAUGUCUCUGUGCAGGGCAUCAUCAUCUACAGAGCAGCCUACUUCGGAAUCUAUGACACUGCUAAAGGUAUGCUUCCUGACCCUAAGAACACCCACAUUGUGGUGAGCUGGAUGAUUGCUCAGACGGUGACAGCCGUGGCGGGAGUGGUGUCCUACCCCUUCGACACCGUUAGGCGUCGCAUGAUGAUGCAGUCUGGACGUAGAGGAGCGGAUAUCAUGUACACUGGCACACUUGACUGCUGGCGGAAGAUUGCCCGUGACGAAGGAGGCAAAGCGUUCUUCAAGGGUGCUCUAUCCAAUGUGCUUCGAGGCAUGGGAGGAGCCUUUGUGUUGGUCCUGUAUGACGAAUUCAAGAAAUUUGUCUAAGCUAACCCCAUCAGUGUUUUAGCAACUGGGACAUUGACCAUGUAAGAAUAGCUGUUACUAUUGUGGUCCAUUAAGCUUUUACUGAAUCCCUUGUUUCCAGUAGAAUAUAUUUGGGGUCCUGGUCAUAUCUAGUACUAUUGGCCAACAACCUCAAAUUGUUGACCUGUGAACUUUCCAUUUUAAGCACUGUGUAUUUUUUUCUUUUGUUGAUAUUUUUGCACAGCCGUUAGAACAUAACUGUUCUUUUGAACCAGGGCAUUCCAAAAUAAUAA
This is a messenger RNA of Megalops cyprinoides (Indo-Pacific tarpon), 1326 nucleotides long. RefSeq names its product solute carrier family 25 member 6 (gene slc25a6). The transcript has 4 exons. Bases 158 to 1054 code for a protein of 298 amino acids. The record is from RefSeq and is a predicted model, not a curated record. Gene Ontology annotation, biological process: mitochondrial ATP transmembrane transport; mitochondrial ADP transmembrane transport. NCBI's taxonomy places the organism in Eukaryota, Metazoa, Chordata, Actinopteri, Elopiformes, Megalopidae. Gene Ontology annotation, cellular component: mitochondrial inner membrane. Gene Ontology annotation, molecular function: ATP:ADP antiporter activity.